UCCCUUUUCCCCUUUCCCUGGCGUUAGGGUUUUCCUGCAACCUCUUUCCUUUAUCGUUUCCAAAUUCCUCUCGCUGUUGAUCACACUCCUCACACAAAUCUCACUGACACGUGCAAUUGCACCAUUCACAAUUCCUAGGGUUUCCAAUUGUGGAACCGAUUCAUUCUAUUUAACGAAGAUUCGAUCGAUGGUAGGGAUUCUUAGGUGGACGAAAGCGUGACUGACGCUCGGUGGCGAGCGAGUUGAUAAAUUGAGGGGUGGGUGGGUUUUUGUAUGGAAACUCGGAGCCGGAAGCGGGCGGAGGCUUCCUCAGCUGCCCCUUCAUCUUCCUCCUCUGGUCCCACCACCCGUUCCAGUAAGCGCACGCGUCUUUCUUCUUCUUCUUCCGCCCCCGCCACCACCGCUCCUCCUCCUCCACCUCCUCCUCCUCCUCCUUCUGUCAACACUCGUUCACGUGCAUCCAGGACUAAGGAACCCUUGCCGCCUAAAAAUCCUCCUCCCAUGGACCCUGCCAAUGAAUCCUCCGGCUCGCGCCGCGAUCGCCGCGGCAAGGACAAUUCCGACAAGGGCAAGGAGAAGGAGCACGAUGUUAGGAUUAGGGAUAGGGAUGCAGAGAGGGGGCUGGCGCUUAAUGUGGACGGCGGCGGCAUUGGAGACGAAGAUGAUAACGACAGCGAGGGCGGUGUCGGGAUGUUGCACCAGAAUUUGACGUCGGCGAGCAGUGCACUUCAGGGGCUUCUUCGGAAACUUGGUGCGGGUUUGGAUGAUCUGCUUCCGUCCCCGGCGAUGGGUUCUGCUUCUUCGUCUCAUCAGAGCGGGAGGCUGAAGAAAAUCCUGUUCGGGCUGCGGGCCGAUGGGGAAGAAGGGCGGCAGGUUGAAGCGUUAACGCAGCUCUGUGAAAUGCUUUCGAUUGGGACCGAGGACUCGCUUAGUACGUUCUCUGUUGAUUCUUUCGUUCCGGUGCUCGUGGGGUUGCUGAAUCACGAGAGCAAUCCUGAUAUUAUGCUCCUUGCGGCCAGGGCAUUAACUCAUCUCUGCGAUGUGCUCCCUUCGUCUUGUGCUGCUGUUGUGCAUUACAAUGCAGUGCCUAUCUUCUGUGCGAGGUUGCUCACAAUAGAGUAUAUGGACUUGGCCGAGCAGUCCCUUCAAGCUCUAAAGAAGAUAUCGCAGGAGCACCCCACUGCCUGCCUACGAGCAGGUGCACUUAUGGCUGUGCUUUCUUAUUUGGAAUUCUUCUCAACAGGAGUUCAGCGAGUCGCAUUGUCUACUGCAGCAAAUAUGUGCAAGAAACUUCCUUCAGACGCAGCUGACUUUGUGAUGGAAGCUGUUCCGCUUCUGACAAACCUUCUUCAGUACCACGAUUCCAAGGUGCUGGAGCAUGCAUCUGUUUGUUUGACUCGAAUAGCUGAAGCAUUUGCAGCCUCUCCGGACAAGUUAGAUGAAUUGUGCAAUCAUGGACUGGUAACACAAGCUGCCUCCCUCAUUUCUAGCAGCAGUUCUGGAGGUGGACAGGCUUCUCUUAGCACGUCUACAUAUACUGGUUUAAUCCGACUUCUUUCAACUUGUGCAAGCGGGUCCCCUCUUGGAGCUAAAACUUUACUUCUUCUUGGAAUUAGUGGUAUUCUUAAAGAUAUUUUAUCUGGUUCUGGAGUUUCUUCUAAUGCUUCUGUUUCUCCUGCAUUAAGUAGGCCACCAGAACAGAUAUUUGAGAUUGUAAACCUGGCAAAUGAACUUCUGCCCCCAUUGCCACAAGGAACAAUUCCUCCCCCUGUCAUCUCCUACUUGUUUUUUAAAGGACCUGUUGUUAAAAAGUCUCCUGUUGGGAGCUCUGGGAAACAGGAAGACACAAAUGGAAAUGUUCCUGAGAUAUCAGCUCGUGAGAAACUAUUAAAUGAUCAGCCUGAGCUACUUAAGCAAUUUGCGAUGGAUCUCCUUCCAGUUUUAAUACAGAUAUAUGGUUCUAGUGUCAAUGGUCCUGUUCGGCACAGAUGUCUUUCUGUCAUUGGAAAGUUGAUGUACUUUAGCACAGCAGAGAUGAUCCAGUCAUUGUUGAGUGUGACAAAUAUAUCUAGUUUCUUAGCUGGCGUCUUAGCGUGGAAAGAUCCACAAGUUUUGAUACCAGCCUUGAAAAUUGCUGAAAUUCUUAUGGAAAAGCUUCCUGGGACAUUCUCUAAGAUGUUCAUCAGAGAAGGUGUUGUGCAUGCAGUGGACCAACUUAUUUUAGCUGGAAAUUCAACCAAUAUACAGGCAUCUUCCUUGGAGAAGGAUAAUGAUUCUCUAUCUGGAGCAUCAUCUCGGUCUAGGCGUUAUCGGCGACGCAGUGGGAACUCCAAUCCUGAUGGAAAUCCAUUGGAUGAUUUGAAGAGUCCAGUUGCAGUAAAUGUUGGUUCCCCUCCAAGUUCUGCAGAUAUUACAACAAUAAAUUCUAGUAUUCGGUUAUCUGUUAGUGCAGCUGCUAAAGCUUUUAAAGAUAAGUACUUUCCUUCAGAUCCUGGGGCUGUUGAGGUGGGUGUUACUGAUGAUCUUUUACAUCUGAAAAAUCUUUGCACAAAGUUGAAUGCUGGUGUAGAUGGCCAAAGGACUAAUGGUAAAGGAAAAUCUAAAACAUUUGGAUUUGGUUUGGAAGAAUAUUUAAUUGGGGUCAUAUCUGACAUGCUAAAGGAACUUGGCAAAGGAGAUGGUGUAUCUACUUUUGAAUUUAUUGGUAGCGGUGUUGUUGCAACUUUGUUGAAUUAUUUUUCUUCUGGGUAUUUCUCUAAAGAAAGACCCUUAGAAACCCACCUUCCGAAGCUUCGCCAACAAGCACUUACAAGGUUCAAGUCAUUUAUAGCUGUUGCACUACCUUCCACUACUGAAUAUGGGACUGUGGCUCCUAUGACUGUCUUGGUCCAGAAGCUUCAAAAUGCUCUGUCCUCCUUGGAGCGAUUCCCUGUUGUGCUGAGCCAUUCAUCUAGGUCAUCUAGUGGAAGUGCACGCCUCUCUUCCGGGCUAAGUGCAUUGUCUCAGCCCUUCAAACUGCGGCUUUGUCGAGCCCAGGGUGAAAAAUCACUUCGGGAUUAUUCAUCUAAUGUUGUACUGAUUGAUCCAUUAGCAAGUUUAGCAGCCAUUGAGGAAUUUCUUUGGCCUCGUAUCCAGCGAAGUGAAUCUGGUCAGAAGUCCACUGUACCUGCUGGGAAUUCAGAAUCUGGGACAACUCCUGCAGGAGCUGGUGUAUCUUCUCCCUCUACUUCUACUACUACUCGUCGUCAUUCCACAAGAUCAAGAUCAUCUGUUAAUAUAGGUGAUAUGCCCAGAAAGGAAAUAGCUCAAGAAAAAAGCACAAGCUCAUCUAAGGGUAAAGGAAAAGCUGUAUUAAAGCCUGCACAGGAGGAAUCAAGAGGACCUCAAACCAGGAAUGCUGCUCGCAGAAGAGCAGCUCUUGAUAAAGAUGCUCAAAUGAAGCCAGUAAAUGAUGAAUCUACCUCUGAGGAUGAAGAUUUGGAUAUAUCUCCUGUGGAGAUUGAUGAGGCAUUGGUGAUUGAAGAUGAUGAUAUUUCUGAUGAUGAAGAUGAUGACCAUGAAGAUGUUCUGAGGGAUGAUUCUCUCCCUGUUUGCUCACCUGACAACGUACAUGAUGUGAAGUUGGGUGACUCUGCUGAGGAGAGUACUAUUGCUCCUGCAACAAGUGAUGGCCAGACUAAUGCUGCCUCAGGUUCUAGCAGCAAGGCUGGAACAGUCAGGGGAUCAGACUCUGCUGAUUUUAGGAGUGGCUAUACUUCUAGCUCCAGGGGUGCAAUGUCAUUUGCUGCUGCUGCUAUGGCUGGACUUGGAUCUGCCAAUAGCAGAGGUAUCAGGGGUGGCAGAGAUAGGCAAGGGCGUCCACUGUUUGGUAGUUCUAAUGAUCCUCCAAAGUUGAUUUUUACUGCUGGUGGGAAGCAGCUUAAUAGGCAUUUAACUAUAUAUCAGGCAAUUCAAAGACAGCUUGUGCUUGAUGAAGAUGAUGAUGAGAGAUUUGGUGGUAGUGACUAUGUCUCAAGUGAUGGAAGCAGGCUGUGGGGUGAUAUUUAUACUAUAUUUUAUCAGAGGGCAGAGAACCAAACAGAUAGGGCUUCCCCUGGAGGUCCAAGCUCAAAUGCUUCAAAAUCCGGCAAAUCUGGGUCUGUAUACAAUUCCAGUUCUGAAGCCAAGCUGCACCAGACUUCUGUAUUAGAUAGUAUCUUGCAGGGAGAAUUGCCCUGUGAACUGGAGAAAAGCAAUCCUACAUACAAUAUAUUGGCACUAUUGCGUGUGCUAGAGGGUUUGAACCAGCUUGCACCUCGUUUGAGGGCCCAAGCGGUUAGUGAUAGCUUUGCAGAGGGAAAAAUUUCAGAUUUAGAUGAGCUAAGUGUUACCUCUGGUGCUAGGGUUCCUGCAGAAGAAUUUAUAAGCAGCAAGCUUACUCCAAAAUUAGCUAGGCAAAUUCAAGAUGCACUUGCCCUAUGCAGUGGUAGUCUUCCCUCUUGGUGUUACCAGUUAACUAAAGCUUGCCCUUUUCUGUUUCCUUUUGAGACUCGGCGACAGUACUUCUAUUCAACUGCCUUUGGGUUAUCUCGUGCGCUGUAUCGACUUCAGCAGCAGCAGGGUGCUGAUGGUCAUGGAUCAACAAAUGAAAGAGAGGUCAGGGUUGGCAGGUUGCAGAGGCAAAAGGUUCGUGUAUCUCGAAACCGCAUUUUGGAUUCUGCUGCUAAAGUGAUGGAGAUGUAUUCUAGUCAAAAGGCUGUACUUGAAGUAGAAUAUUUUGGUGAAGUUGGCACUGGUCUGGGUCCCACCCUUGAGUUCUAUACACUUCUAAGUCAUGACUUACAAAAAGUUGUACUUCAAAUGUGGAGAUCAGGUUCUUCAGAGAAAUAUCAAAUGGAAAUUGAUGGAGAUGAAAAAAAAAUGAGAAGUAUUGACGGAUCUUUUACUGGAGAUGGAGAACUUGUUGAAACUCCUCUCGGGUUGUUUCCUCGACCUUGGCCUGCAAAUGCUGAUGCAUCGGAGGGGACCCAGUUCUUUAAAGUGAUUGAAUAUUUCCGGCUUUUGGGCCGUGUAAUGGCUAAAGCUCUUCAAGAUGGACGCUUAUUGGAUUUACCAUUGUCAGUGGCAUUUUUUAAGCUUGUUCUUGGUCAAGAGCUUGAUUUGCAUGAUAUUCUUUUCAUUGAUGCUGAGCUUGGAAAAACUUUGCAAGAGUUAAAUGCCCUUGUUUGCCGAAAACAUUAUAUAGAAUCUAUUGGUGGUAGGUAUGCCGAUACAAUUGCUAAUUUGCAUUUCCGUGGGGCCCCAGUUGAAGAUCUAUGCUUGGAUUUUACUCUUCCUGGUUAUCCAGACUGCAUUUUGAAUCCUGGAGAUGAAAUUGUUGACAUCAAUAAUCUGGAGGAAUACAUAUCCAUGGUGGUUGAUGCAACUGUCAAGACUGGAAUAAUGCGUCAAAUGGAAGCAUUUAGAGCAGGGUUUAAUCAGGUUUUUGACAUCUCAUCUUUACAAAUUUUUACUCCCCAAGAACUGGAUUAUUUGCUUUGUGGCCGGAGAGAAUUGUGGAAGACAGAGACACUAGCUGAUCACAUAAAAUUUGACCAUGGGUAUACUGCCAAGAGCCCUGCCAUUAUUAAUUUACUUGAAAUUAUGGGAGAGUUCACACCAGAGCAGCAGCGUGCCUUCUGCCAAUUUGUCACUGGUGCACCUAGGCUCCCCCCUGGUGGACUGGCAGUCUUAAAUCCAAAACUAACGAUUGUGAGGAAGCUUUCAUCAACUGCAGCUAAUGCUUCCUCCAAUGGCAACGCACCUUCAGAAUCAGCAGAUGAUGACUUGCCAAGUGUGAUGACGUGUGCUAAUUACCUGAAGCUUCCUCCUUAUUCUACCAAGGAAAUUAUGUACAAGAAGCUACUCUAUGCAAUCAGUGAAGGCCAGGGAUCCUUUGAUUUAUCAUGAGUUUCUGGAACUAACCAACUCGACCCUGUAUGUUAAUAUGAUGAAUCAGGGUAUAUUCUCGAGGCUUAAUUAUUUUUUGGUUGCAUGUACUUUCCCUCCUCGCUUCUCAAAUAAUGGCCUCACUUGAGGCGCACUCAUCAAAGGCUGUGGCAUUGUUCAGACCUGAAUUCUUCGAUAACUUGGCAGUCGAAUCGGAUCGCCACAUUUUCAAGGUGUAAAGGGAUAUGCGGAGCUCGUACUAGCUGUUACAACAUGUAAAUAUAAUAGGAACGUUGAGUUAUUUUCCCCCUAAAUUUUUUAUCAUUCUGUUUUCAAGUCAAAUUGUUGGCAGUUAGUUAUUAUACAUGUAUGCAAGAUGAUGGUAAAGGGAAUAGGAAUAAUUUCAAAUACUAUGCUUUCCAAUUUCAUGUUAGAUCUCAAAUGCCAUGCUUUAUGAUUUCAUUAAUUCAUCUUUGAUCUCCUGUCAAGUGGAGCCUUUAUCC
Abrus precatorius (Indian licorice) is the source of this 6410-nucleotide messenger RNA. Its product is annotated as E3 ubiquitin-protein ligase UPL3. Lineage: Eukaryota; Viridiplantae; Streptophyta; Magnoliopsida; Fabales; Fabaceae. The record is from RefSeq and is a predicted model, not a curated record. Gene Ontology annotation, biological process: proteasome-mediated ubiquitin-dependent protein catabolic process; protein polyubiquitination. The transcript has 18 exons. The coding region runs from base 274 to 5928 and encodes 1884 amino acids. Gene Ontology annotation, molecular function: protein binding; ubiquitin protein ligase activity.